This is a messenger RNA of Ochotona princeps (American pika), 2815 nucleotides long. RefSeq names its product DAP3 binding cell death enhancer 1 (gene DELE1). Gene Ontology annotation, molecular function: protein binding. The record is from RefSeq and is a predicted model, not a curated record. The coding region runs from base 133 to 1668 and encodes 511 amino acids. NCBI's taxonomy places the organism in Eukaryota, Metazoa, Chordata, Mammalia, Lagomorpha, Ochotonidae. The transcript is spliced from 12 exons.
CUAAUUGGCUGCCUGUGAGCUGCCCUGGAGACUCGGUCGCUCGGGACACCACGGCGGCCGCUGGAGACUCGCUGCCCCGUGGCUUGGCCGCACUCCUUGGGCUGCAAAGUGCUCCAUGGUGCUGGUGACAACAUGUGGCGGCUGAUGGGACUCCUGGGCCGAGCUCUUCCCCGUCUGCUGGGACCUGACCUCUGGGGUGUAACCCCUAAGACCACCAGCCCCACUGGGACUCAGGCAGCCUCCUCCACACUGCUGGUCCCUGAGCCCAGCUUUCAGAGGUCAGGCCCCCGUGGCUCAGGCACCAGCAAGGGUCCAAGGAAUCAUGGCUGGAAGGAAGCAUUCCACUGGAUGUCUGCUCGUGUCUCCCCCAACACUCUUUGGGAUGCUGUAUCCUGGGGCACACUGGCCGUGUUGGCCCUGCAGUUGGCACGGCAGCUCCAUUUCCAAGCAUCCCUGCCAGUAGGACCGUGGCAACUGGAACACUGCUCUUGGCGCAGUCCGCUGGACCAUUUCCUCUCAUCUCCCCAGUGGCCGCCACACUUCUCACUGCGGAGACACAUUCUCCCCCUUCCGCAUGGGCCUGUUCCUGGGCACCCUGGCCGCAGGGGACCCAGGCAGGGCCCUGAAGAGCCCUUGAUUCAGUCCCAGAGUGGCCCCUUGCACAGCCCCUCGGAGACAGCCAGCCAUCAGGACUUCUCUGAGGAAGGUGCUGGUGAUCUGGGCUUCCUGUAUGCCAACUUGCACUCCCAGACGAAAGCAGCCCAGCCUCAGCCCCUGGGGAAGAAGAAGGAGCAGGAGCCACCCAAAGCCCUUCCGCUCGAGGAGGCCGCCAUUUCACUUCAGCAGCUUUUCCAGCUCAGCGUUUCCAUCGCCUUCAACUUCCUGGGGACAGAGAACAUUAAGAAUGGGGACUACGCAGCAGCCUUCUCUUACUUCCAGAAAGCUGCAGACCGUGGCUACAGCAAAGCACAGUACAACAUGGGCUUGUGCCAUGAGCAUGGCAGAGGUACCCCCAGGGACCUGAGCAAGGCAGUCCUUUAUUACCAGCUGGCUGCCAGCCAGGGCCACAGCCUGGCUCAGUACCGCUACGCCAGGUGCCUGCUGCAGGACUCAGCCUCUGCGUGGGACCUGCAGCAGCAGAAGGCCAUGUGCAUGCUGGAGCAGGCCGCAGACUCGGGCUUGACAGAGGCCCAAGCUUUCCUCGGGGUGUUUUUCACCAAGGUGCCAUACCUGGAUGAACAGAGAGCCGUGAAAUACCUGUGGCUUGCUGCCAACAAUGGGGACUCACAGAGCAGAUAUCACUUGGGGAUUUGCUAUGAGAAAGGCCUCGGUGUGCCAAGGAGUCUGGAAGAAGCAGUGAGAUGUUACCAGCAGUCGGCGGCUGUGGGAAACCAGCUUGCCCAGGAGAGGCUGCGGGCACUCUUUCCCAUGAAAGCAGCAGCUCCAGGGCCCAGCAACCUGGCGAUUACAGGACUGAAGUCUUUCUCCAGCCCCUCCCUCUGCAGCCUAAAUACCUUGCUCACAGGAGCCUCCUGCCUACCACACGCCUCGAGCACAGGGAGCCUUGGCCGCCUCUGCAGGAGCGGGCAUGUCGGAGCUGGCCUUGGGGCCCCCAGCAGAACCAUCCCAACCUUGGAAAGGAGUCUCGUAAGAUUAGGUUUCGGCUAAGGUGAGACAAAACACAACCACUGGUGCCUUUCCAGGGCUGGGGGCAGAGACAGAAAGUUAGAUGACAAAAACUGCACAUCAGUGUACUUUGCAGGGUAAAAAUUCCAGUGGGAGCUUAAGUUCCCAAACGACUUUAAGUGCAUGUAUGGCUAAUGAAUAAUGACUUUGACCAUUUCCCCCACUUGGCUGAACAUGGGAUGUAUUCAUAGUCACUUCUGGUCUAUGCCCCAAAGAUUGACUCAGUGACCUAUAAGAAAGUCUACUGAAGAGUCCAGAGACCCCUGGUCCUCACCUCAGCCAUUGUCUCUGAGGAAGUCACUUCCCUUUCCUUUGCAUACACACAAGGUACAUGCCAACACCUCAAGGUGGCUCAUGAGAUCACUAUAGGUGGCAUUCAGAUCUAUAUAAUUUUCUUUUGAUAGUUGUAAUGUUUAAUACAAAAUAUGAAAAAUGUGACCAGUGUGUUGAUCUGGGGUUUUACAGAUGUUAUGUCUCAAAUUAAACUUACUUUAAAAGAGGAGAUAAUCAGUUUAAAGAAAACCCUUUUUGCAAGGUAAGCCCAGGUCCAAGAGGUGGCAAGAAUAACAGGAAUGGUGCCAGCAAUUGCUGAAUCUCAGGGCACCAGAAUCAGGCUGUUGGCAUUCACCUUUGUUAGCUUGCAGUGGAGUCCUGACUGUUCUCAUUUGGCCUCUGAUUGGGGAGGGAGGAGCUCCUUGCCUGACUGCUUGUGUUUUUCAGACCAUCUCAAUCCAACCCUAGAAAGAGCCUGUGUGUUCUCAGAGAAAUUUUACAACUUGAGUCCCAAAGAAGAGGCCAGUUGUCCAUCUACCUUCCCAAAACCUCGAACACCUGCACAGCAUGGUGAAGAAGAGGAAACUGUGUGAAAUCCUGGGCUUGGCUCUGCCACAUGCCUCACCGUGUCUCCUGGUGGAUGCACAUACCUGACUGGCUGUGUUGUUUCCUAUCAUGUUGACCAAGGACAGGGGUGUGUGCCCUGCUGCCUUACAGGACUGACCGAGCGGACCCUGAUGCUCACUCAGCCCAUGGAAGUGGUGAGGUCCCCAGAGAUGAUGGCCUAAGGAGAUACCAGGCCAGGAGGAGGACCUGGGUAGCCCAGGGUUCACACUGUGAUCACAUGUGUGAGUGU